AUGGACGCGGAAGUUCGUGGCUACAGCAUCGAUGACCUCGCUGCGAUCUUCGCUGGAGAGUUUACGGUUGAGGAGAUUCGUGAACACCUCCGUGCACCCCAGACGUCCCGGCUUCGCAACGACGACGCGAUCGCCACGGAGUCCACGGCCGUGUUCGUUGCUGGGAUCAACUGGACGACCAGCCAGGAACGCCUGCGUGAAUUCUUCAGCAGCUGUGGAGACAUUCGACAUGCCCACCUGGCCGUAGAACGCAGCACAGGGCGAUCACGUGGCUUUGGAAAAGUGGUGUUCACCACUCCCCAGGCCGCCUCGUUGGCUCUGAAGCUGAACGGCCAGCGCUUGGAUGGGCGGCCGUUGACGGUGCGGAGCUUCGCGACGUCGCCGAACACGCCACGCAGAGGGCACGAGGUCUUCAUUGAGAGCCUCAGCUGGAGCACCAAGGAGGGACAGCUGCGACGCCACUUUGCUGCCUGCGGCGAGAUUUUGUCGUGUGAGGUGUUCUACAGCAAGACUGGAGAGCCCAAGGGUCGCGCCAAGCUUCGCUUCGCUCAGCGUUCCGGCGCGCAAGCUGCGGCGGAGAUGCAUCUGUCAGACUUGGAUGGCUGGACAUUGGCCGUCCGAGUCGCACAGGAGUCUGUGGCACCAGCGCUGCCAGUCGCGGUCCAGCGACCUGUGCCACCUGUGCCCGGUCGCUGCGUUCAACUGGCGCAGUGCAGUGGAGUGGAACUGUUGGAGAGAAUACCUGCUGAGCUGAUUAUCAAGGAGUGGCUCCAGUCCUUGGAGCCCAUGGGUUUCUUGCUGUGCUACCUGCCCAAGAUGCUGGCGCUUGGACAUCCCACCGUUCGUGGUCUUUCCAAGAGAUACAUCCGAAUGGACACGGCGUUGGUGCAAAUGGACUGGUCCAGUUUCUUUGAAGAUCUGCGAAUGGUGAAGUUGGGACAUCAGCGCCUAAUCCAGCGAUACUUUGCGGAUCUCAGCAAGGCAGAGCGGCAGAGCCAAGCAGCGGUCUCAAGUGCUGAAGUGCCCGGUGACGGUCCUGGCGACUUUCCGAUUUCUGGAGGAUGUGGUGAUGGUCUGCUGACAGCUUCAAUACUUUUGGAUGAGGAGGAUUCAAUACCUGGUGGUCUUAUGGACGAGACCUGCAGCGCUCAGCUUACAGUCGUCUCUGUGGUUACUGAACCAGAGACCAAGUUCUCCCCUUCGCACUAUGUGAGGUGCGAAGCUAUGGCUGUGGUCUUUGAGGAGCAGCGUGCCGCUGCGAAAGCCUUGAUUUGUGAGCAUUGUGAGCAGCGACCAGCUUCGGUGUACUGCAAGAAUGACAACGCCCACUUCUGCGCUGCCUGCGACGCCACGCAUCACUCCGAAAAUGAUUUCUUUGCUCGGCAUCAACGGUUCUCCCUCGAACACUCACCUCUGCAGUUCGGCUUUUGCCGUCAACACCCUUCUGAGCGCCAUGAAAGUGUUUGCUUGCAAUGCAAGACCAUGCUCUGCAGGAUGUGUAACAAGUUUGGCGAUCACGCACGGAAGGAACAUGAAGGACACACCUUGAUGUCUACGGUGGAAGCUUUUCAGCAAGCCAUGCAGGGCAGUACUGACUCGGAUCUGCGGCAAGAGAAGCAUUUGACUUCGCUGCGGGAUGCAUUGCAGGAUCGACAUAUCCAACUGACCGAGGUCCAUCACAACUUCCAGGAGACACAGCACCAGAUGGACGGAGUGCUCCGUGGCGCCUUGGAUCAGUUGGAGCGCGCGCAGUCGCGGAAGUUGGAAUUCCUGCAAUCCAUGAAGCGCCAGGUCACCACUCAGUUGCUCUUCAUCCAAUGGCUGGACAACUUUCAGGCCCAUGCGCGGAUGGCAUUACCUCCAGCAGAAUUCGUCGUGGCGACGAAGCGACAUGAAGGUCUUCUGGCGGCCCUCUUUGGGUCCAGUCAAGGCUCCAUCCCGAAGGGCGCGGAGCUGGGUCUGGGCUCGAUCCCCGCCUGGGUCAACGAGGAGCUGCUGCUGGAAGGCGCCGUGGCCGUUCAGCUGGCCUCGCUGCCGCCGCCCAUCGCUGAGCCCGGCCCGGCGGCGCCGAAGCCGGCGGCGGUCGCGGCGGAGCUGACGCCCACGUUGGAACUGCAGCUGUCCAACGGCAAGGCCAAUGAGGACCCUGGCAGCUCCUACCUGGAAGCCACGCCACGCGGCCGUGGCUCCAAACGGGCCAAAGCUGAGGCCGCAGGUAUUGCUGGUGUCAGCGAUACCCUCUAUGCACAACCCGCUCAGCCGGCUCUGGAGGAAAGUCGCCCCGAUUCGCCCGAUUCGCGUCCCGCCCUUCCAGCACCCGCGCCGGCGCUUCCAGCACCGGCGGCGGCGCCGGCACAUGGGCUCCUGGAUAAAGCCGCCGUGGCAGCGGUGGAGCAAGUGCCGAACCAAAAUGCCCGCGCGGAGUUUGAUGGUUACAUCUCCCAGGCUUUCGCGUAUUUGGAUGAAGCGCAAAAACGCAUGGAAUCACGCAUGGGCGUUCUCCCGAGCGUCUCUGCUGCCGUGCCGCCCCGGGUGGCAUCGCUUCAACUGGCGACCGAAGUCUUGGUGCAGCUGCGCCAGGGCGCGGAGCAGAUCGGGGGAGCCGCCAAGCCCUGGGGAGCCCUGCUGAUGUUGCUGAGCUCCUGCCCGGGCGGCGAACGCCAAGAGCUGCUGCUGAAGGCCCUGCGGGUAGCGGCGCCCAUAGGCGACACCGCGGGGCAGCUGGCGCGCGCGGUGGUGGAGGAUGAUGUGCAACGGACGCAGGUGCCGUCCCUGUUGGUCUCUGCGAAUGGGCUGCACAGUGCGCUGACCCAAGCCUUACAGCGGCUCAGUGCUGCUUCUUUUAUGGAGCGGGAGAUCACUAUCCUGAUUCGGGAGGUGGAAGUCUCUCCUUCUGGUGCCGCGGGAAAUUCAGCGAUGCAUUUGGCGGUGGAGAAUUGCAUCAAGAGCAUGGUCCAUUCUCUUCGCAGUGGUCAAGGGCAUGUUCAUCCUUCCUUGACAUCUUUGUGUCACUUGGUCUACUCUUCUGCGGAGGUGAAGUUCGGCAUCCUGGCGGCCCAAAACGCGGUGCUGACGCUGCUGCUGAGCCGCGUGGUGACGCCCAGCAUCCUCCGCGCGAAGGCGGCCGCAGGCGUUCCGCCGGGGACGCCGCUGCCGGAGCGGAGCGCCGAGCUGUCGCGGUUGUUGCAACGCAUUGCGCAUUUCGCUCAUCACGAGGAUCAGUCUUCGCGAGGGGAGGCGAGCGUCCCGGACCUGCCGCAAGUCCUGAAACACGUCGCGUCCCUGCGCGAGCUGGUCGCCAGGGUCCUGGCACUGCCGCCCGAUGCGCAGAUGGGUCUGAACGGAUCCCCAGAAGACAGCGAAGCCGCCGCCCUUUGGAUCGUCGAAAGCUGCCGCCGUUGGAGCGCCGGCGUUCCCUCCGUCCCAUCGCUGGACACGGCCGCCAGCCCAGUGGGCGACCCACCGGGCCGAGCGCGGCAGCAGCAACAGCUUCAGUUGGCCGCCGGCGCCUUCGCUCGUUUGGGCGACCCGGCGCAUGCCGCACACGCGAUGCCGCAGCCACCGCGUGGGCUGGGGUGA
This is a messenger RNA of Cladocopium goreaui, 3579 nucleotides long. The record is from the annotation of a GenBank genome assembly. Lineage: Eukaryota; Dinophyceae; Suessiales; Symbiodiniaceae.